This is a messenger RNA of Peromyscus eremicus (cactus mouse), 726 nucleotides long. Its product is annotated as late cornified envelope protein 2A-like. NCBI's taxonomy places the organism in Eukaryota, Metazoa, Chordata, Mammalia, Rodentia, Cricetidae. Gene Ontology annotation, biological process: epidermis development. The record is from RefSeq and is a predicted model, not a curated record. Bases 19 to 528 code for a protein of 169 amino acids. The transcript has a single exon.
UAUCCAGUCUCUUUGGAGAUGUCCUGCCAGCAAAGCCAGCAACAGUGCCCACCUCCUCCUCCCAAGUGCAAAACCCCUAAGUGUCCCCCUGUUUCUUCCUGCUGCGGCUCCAGUUCUGGGGGCUGCUGCAGCUCUGGGGGCUGCUGCAGCUCUGGGGGUGGCAGCUGCUGCCUGAGUCACCACAAGCCCCGAUUCUCUCUCCGUCGCCGACGUCACAGCUCUGGAUGCUGUAGUAGUGGUGGCAGCGGCGGCAGCAGCUGCUGUGGAAGUAGCUGUGUCAGCAGCUGCUGUGGAAGCAGUUGCUGUGGAAGCAGCGGCGGCAGCAGCUGCUGUGGAAGCAGCAGUGGCAGCAGCAGCAGCGGCGGCGGCGGCGGCAGCUGCUGUGGAAGCAGCAGUGGCAGCAGCAGCAGCGGCGGCGGCGGCAGCAGUUGCUGUGGAAGCAGCGGCGGCGGCGGCGGCGGCAGCGGCGGCGGCAGCAGCAGUAGCAGCAGCCAGCAGUCUAGUUGUUGCUCUGGAGGUUGUUGCUGACCUGGGAAAGAGGAUCACAAAGAGCAGCUCUGGCUGACCGAAGACCUGCCAGCCAGUGUCUCCUCUUCUCUGGCUUUUCUGCAGACAUACUUCUAUAACUCUCUCUAUGCCCCUUUUUCAUCCCCCACAAAGCUCGUCUACUGUGAGGUCUUGAAGUCUCACCUCUGAGAUUCAUUGGCUUUGCUUUUUUCUCUCAGA